This is a messenger RNA of Carlito syrichta (Philippine tarsier), 1830 nucleotides long. Its product is annotated as laminin subunit alpha-2. The transcript is spliced from 10 exons. The record is from RefSeq and is a predicted model, not a curated record. Lineage: Eukaryota; Metazoa; Chordata; Mammalia; Primates; Tarsiidae. The coding region runs from base 64 to 1617 and encodes 517 amino acids.
UAUUAUGCAAUAUUCCUCAACAAGGGCCGUCUGGAAGUGCAUCUCUCCACGGGGACACGAACAAUGAGGAAAAUUGUCGUCAAACCAGAGCCGAGUCUGUUUCAUGAUGGGAGAGAACAUUCGGUUCAUGUAGAGAGAACCAGAGGCAUCUUUACCGUUCAAGUUGAUGAAGACAAAAGACAUAUGCAAAACCUGACCGUUGAACAGGCCAUCGAGGUUAAAAGGCUUUUCAUCGGGGGCGCUCCACCUGAAUUUCAACCCGCCCCACUCAGAAAUAUUCCUCCUUUUGAAGGCUGCGUCUGGAAUCUUGUGAUUAACUCUGUCCCCAUGGACUUUGCACGGCCUGUAUCCUUCAAAAAUGCAGACAUCGGUCGCUGUGUCUAUCAGAAACCCCGUGAAGAUGAAGAUGGAACAACCCCAGCCGAAAUCAUAAUCCAGCCUGAGCCCGUUCCUACCCCAGCCUUUCUGACACCCACCCCAGUCCUGGCACAUGGUCCUUGUGUUGCAGAAUCAGAGCCAGCUCUUUUGAUAGGGAGCAAGCAGUUCGGGCUCUCAAAAAACAGUCACAUUGCAAUUGCAUUUGAUGACACCAAGGUUAAAAAUCGUCUCACAAUUGAGUUGGAAGUGCGAACCGAAGCAGAAUCAGGCUUGCUUUUUUACAUGGCUCGGAUCAAUCAUGCUGAUUUUGCGACAGUUCAGCUGAGAAAUGGAUUGCCCUACUUCAGCUAUGACUUGGGGAGUGGGGACACCAACACCAUGAUUCCCACCAAAAUCAAUGAUGGCCAGUGGCACAAGAUUAAGAUAGAGCGAAUUAAGCAAGAAGGAAUUCUUUAUGUAGACGGUACCUCCAACAAAACCAUAAGUCCCAAGAAAGCUGAUAUCCUGGAUGUUGUAGGAAUGCUGUAUGUUGGUGGGUUACCCAUCAACUACACUACCCGAAGAAUUGGUCCAGUGACCUACAGCAUUGAUGGCUGCAUCAGGAAUCUCCACAUGGCAGAGGCCCCUGUUGAUCUCGAGCAACCCACCUCCAGCUUCCAGGUGGGGACGUGUUUUGCAAACACUCAGAGGGGGACCUAUUUCGAUGGAACGGGUUUUGCCAAAGCAGUUGGUGGAUUCAAAGUGGGAUUGGACCUUCUGGUAGAAUUCGAAUUCCGCACGACCAGAACCACUGGAGUUCUUCUAGGAAUCAGUAGUCAGAAAAUGGAUGGAAUGGGUAUCGAGAUGGUUGACGAAAAGCUUAUGUUUCACGUGGACAACGGCGCCGGCCGGUUCACUGCGGUCUACGAUGCUGGGAUCCCAGGACACUUGUGUGACGGUCGGUGGCAUAAAGUCACUGCCAACAAAAUCAAACACCGCAUCGAGCUAACGGUCGAUGGGAACCAGGUGGAAGCCCAGAGCCCAAACCCGGCAUCUACAUCAGCUGACACAAAUGACCCUGUAUUUGUUGGAGGCUUCCCAGAGGGCCUCAACCAGUUUGGCCUGACGACCAACAUUCGGUUCCGAGGCUGCAUCAGGACCCUGAGACUCACCAAAGGCACAGGCAAGCCGUUGGAGAUUAAUUUUGCCAAGGCCAUGGAACUGAGGGGCGUUCAGCCUGUAUCAUGCCCAGCCAACUGAUACAAAUAAGCUUAACCCCAAGAAAAGCCCAUCAAAGCAAGUACUUCAAGUAAAAUAAAUGUAUUUACCUAUAUAUGUUAAUAAAACUAAUUUGUGCACGUAUAUAUAGGAUUCUUUCUGUAUUCAGAUGGUGCUAAUUCAGACCCCAGACUGAAUUUUAAUUCAAGUUCUUUCUCAAGUCUGUGAAUAUUAAACCAAUUAUUUCAUUCUGAA